Molecule: messenger RNA, 3079 nt
Organism: Salvelinus fontinalis (brook trout)
Lineage: Eukaryota; Metazoa; Chordata; Actinopteri; Salmoniformes; Salmonidae
Product: small integral membrane protein 32-like
Exons: 2
Coding region: 1238-1567 (109 amino acids)
Source: RefSeq, a predicted model, not a curated record
CCCAAGCUCAGCUGUCUCUGUCUGUCUGUCUGUCUGUCUGUCUGUCUGUCUGUCUGUCUGUCUGUCUGUCUGUCUGUCUGUCUGUCUGUCUGUCUGUCUGUCUGUCUCUGUCUCUGUCUCUGUCUCUGUCUCUGUCUCUGUCUCUGUCUCUCUCUCUCUCUCUCUCUCUCUUUCUGUCUCUCUCUCUCUUUCUGUCUCUCUCUCUCUUUCUGUCUCUCUCUCUCUCUCUCUCUCUCUCUCUCUCUCUCUCUCUCUCUCUCUCUCACAUGACACGCGUGACUUUAACACAUUCCUGUCCAAUGACAUCUCCUCACCAACCCUGCGCGCACAGGGAGCCCAUCCGGCGCGCUCCCUCUCUCCCCUCUCGGUAAUCAGUCUGUCCUCUCCCCACAACGCACAAACCGAAGCAGGGAGGAAUCUGUAUGCGAAAUGGAGAGUGAGAGAAAGAGCUCCAUCGGGAGCUGGUGAAGAAUAUUUAUGUAUUCUAUACAUUUUCUAUCUCUCUCCCACCAUUCUCUUCGGGUCUGGGUCGAUAUUCCCGGCAGGGGAUCGUUUUGAGUUGAAGGCACUCAAAACCGAGAUGUAUCGACCUUUCCUGGAUAUAAGAACGUGAGUGGCGCGCGAGAAGGAACCGGGAGUGAACCGGUGUGCCCCUUGCCUACCCUUUCUCUGCCCGCGUUCCAACCAAGACAUUACAGCGCGCUAAGGAGCCACUUGGAUCAACCUUAUAAACUUUACCAAUUAUACCAAGUAGCCAAUCAAUUUGCAUAGCGGGCGAUUGUCACUUCCAGAUAGGCUACUCUGGUGUUUACGGUAAUAACUCUCAUUGAAGAAAUCAGAGGAUUCAAAUUGUUAAUGAUAUCAGAGGAAUUCCGUCCUCAUAAUCUCAUCGCUACGGCCGGAGAAGCUCCUGCAUGGCGGUUUAGUCCUACAUCACCGGUAACGAGACUAGACAACCUAUGGUGAUUUUGAGUGACUUAGACAUACAUGGAUAUGCGAAGUUCAGUUCUGCGGCUUAAGGACAGGCGGCAUAUGGCCUGUUAGCGCGGCGGAUUUAGUGUCAAAACAACACCGCCUCUAUAGAGCGCGUCCUCCCUGGGAGAGAGUGGACAGAGCAAACAAAGCCUGAGGAAUGCGGGCUCUGUUUCCCUGGAUCUCCAUCUCACCUGCGGGGACUCUACGCGGAACACACCAAAUUGAACGUUGACCGGGUGGACGGCCGUUGACGCGAGAGGUCAUGUUGAGACAAAUCCUGCUGAAUUCCACCAACGCGCUAGACUUCGACCUAGGGAUGGCCCUCCAGACGCACGAGACCGUGUCCGUUAACGCAUCUCACGGAUCGGUGAACAUGGCGGCGCUGCUCAGGCCCACGGGCAGCAGGGGCGGGAUGCGGGAGGACGGGGAGCUGAACAAACCUGACCUGGCCACCUACUUGAUAAUAUGUCUGUUGCUGUUUCUGCUCGUGCUGCUCAUCGUUUUCUUCAUCAACUGUCAGCUGAGGAACUCUUUCUUCGCCUCCAUGCCCUACGAUCGGUCUCUCAGAGAGGCCCGGACCUCCUACAAGUAGAACCCGAUUCCAACUCAGCUGGUAAUGUCUGUAGGAUUAGGUAACGUGUGUUAUGAAUGUGUUCAUGGAGGGAUGUGUUAUAUUGACUAUGCAUAGUCCAGACGCUGUGCGUAACCGUUACGUGUUCAUUUGGCACAAUGACAUAGAGACCUAUUACGCUCCCUUUUCCAAACGGGGCUAAAUGUCAUUACGUGUAGGUCUAUAUAAUGGUGUAUGUUUUUUGUUUGUUUUUGAACAUAAAACAUUUUAUAUUACAUCGCUGUAAUGCGCUCUUAUGUAUAUCUAUUGUGUAAUUCUGAGCUUAAAGUUUCAUUAUUUGUAUUGUAUAAAACUAUGAUUAAAUAUAUUAUAUUUGUCCAUCUAGUUCAAUAUGGCUAUAUGAAAGUCGUAGGGUGAUGAGGAUGAUGAUGAUGAUGAUGAUGAUGAUGAUGAUGAUGAUGAUGAUGAUGGGGUGACACGGAUUGAUAGAUGAAUAUCCAAGACAAGAGGUUUCAUGAAUGCAAUCCCUGUAUAUUACGCGCUUUCAUUUAUUUUUUAAUCAAGCCGACACUCACAAUUUACUAGUGUAAUUGCUCGCAGAACAAAUGGUUUACGCUGAUAUACAUCGCCCAAGACAAAUUGACUAUCCUUUUACCCAGAGGCCUCGCUGUCUACGCCGACUCCACUCAAUAUGUUGUUCCAGAAUACCUUUGAUGGAGAAUGAGAUACAUGUCUCCAUAUCCACUAGAUGCCGAGACAGUUCUGUGUGUGUGUGUGUGUGUGUGUGUGUGUGUGUGUGUGUGUGUGUGUGUGUGUGUGUGUGUGUGUGUGUGUGUGUGUGUGUGUGUGUGUCUGUGUGUGUGUGUGUGUGUGUGUGUGUGUGUGUGUGUGUCUGUGUGUGUGUGUGUGUGUGUGUGUGUGUGUGUGUGUGUGUGUGUGUGUGUGUGUGUGUGUGUGUAGUGCAGGUUUACCUUGAACGAAUUCCUCAGCCAGCCUAGAUAAAGACAUUUUCAUGGAUUUGAGCACAUGGGUAGGAUUAUUAUUUCAUGGAAAUUGCUGUGAGUUUUGAAGUGAAAAUAAAAGUCGACAACGCAUCAUUUGGAGGCCUGCCCUUCCUGGAUUUGGGUCGACGGGGUCGGCAUAUUCUGAAGGAAAGAUAAAGACAUAUUGUGGAAGGAUAGACCACAGCUAAUGCUGCCUAUACUCUAACGUAGCACCAUACUCAGUGAUGUAAAGUACUUAAGUAAAAAUACUUUAAAGUACCACUUAAGUGGUGUUUUGUGGUAUCUGUACAUUAUUUUACUAUUUAUAUUUUUGACAACUUUUACUUCACUACAUCCUAAAGUAUGAAUGCUUAGCAGGACAGAAAAUGGUCAAAUUCAAGCACUUAUCAAGAGAACAUCCCUGGUCAUCUCUACUACCUCUGAUCUGGCGGACUCACUAAACACAAAUGCUUUGUUUCUGAAUGAUGUCUGAGGGUUGGAGUGUGCCCAUGGCUAUCCGCAAAUAAAAAAACACGAACAAUUGUGCCAA